AUGAAAGUGGACGGCAUGAGACUGCAACACUGCAGUCGUGUCACUGACCAGAUGAACAACAUCACAUCCGAGAAUAGCCCUACCACGCCGAAGCAGCACGUCGCCAGCUUACUUCCAAGAUCGACCCACUCUAAAUUCGGCUUCUCGGACUCACUACGACCAACAGGCGCCCAUAACUCGGAGUGCAUGGCACCCUUGCCCUCGCCCAUGGACGACAUCGACCCGAUAACGCUCAAAUACCAGCAAUCCAUUCCAUUAGUCCUCCUUCCCGCGUCGAGCCACCUCGCUGCCUUCCACGUCGCACGUCUACGCCCUCUCGCUAAUCCCUCUAUUCAGUUGGCUUCCCUGCAAGAUUCUGACUCGCCCUUCUGCCUGAAAUGCGGCUCGUUAUACACGCACGCCGGAAACACCCGCAUCCUCCGUGUUCGCCACAAGAUCUCGACUUCGAAGAGGGAACGAGGCCUCCAAGAACAGCAAGAACAGCACAAUGGACGUGUCCAAGUAAAAGGAAAAGAUAACUACAAAGACAAUGUGGGAAACAAGGACUCGGUGGAGUGUGGAGACUCAGCAGCAGGAGAAGUGUUUGCGACGGAACGUGUUCCGAGGGUUCUACAGCGUAGUUGUGACGCGUGUGGCUGGGUGUCGAGGGUUCCGAUUCCGCCACAACAACAGGACAAGGCAACAUCCCUCCCGAAGAAGCUGAAAGUCCCUACCACCGAGCUGCCUGUCUCGUCGCUCCCAUCUCCCAUACACUCAGACUCAGCCACAUCUGCAUCGUUAUCCAAAGCAUCAAUGAGAUCUUCGAUCAGACCCAAGGAGGCUCCCGCACCUACCGCAAUGCUCGCCCAGACAUCAGCAUCAACGAGUCGCAGCAAAUCACGCUCAAAGAAAAGCACACUUCAAGACAUGCUCGCCCGGAAUCGCAAGCAGGAAGCUAAUCGUACCCAGCCAUCGGAAUCAAAUAAUCUUGCGGCGUUCCUGACCGGUCUCCAAUGA
This is a messenger RNA of Pleurotus ostreatus (oyster mushroom), 996 nucleotides long. RefSeq lists its product as uncharacterized. The transcript has a single exon. The record is from RefSeq and is a predicted model, not a curated record. Lineage: Eukaryota; Fungi; Basidiomycota; Agaricomycetes; Agaricales; Pleurotaceae. Bases 1 to 996 code for a protein of 331 amino acids.